This is a messenger RNA of Sphaeramia orbicularis (orbiculate cardinalfish), 795 nucleotides long. Its product is annotated as chymotrypsin B. The transcript has 7 exons. Gene Ontology annotation, biological process: proteolysis. Bases 1 to 795 code for a protein of 264 amino acids. Gene Ontology annotation, molecular function: serine-type endopeptidase activity. The record is from RefSeq and is a predicted model, not a curated record. Lineage: Eukaryota; Metazoa; Chordata; Actinopteri; Kurtiformes; Apogonidae.
AUGGCCUUCCUCUGGAUCGUCUCCUGCCUUGCCUUCGUCAGCGCUGCCUACGGCUGCGGCGUCCCUGCCAUCCCUCCCCAGGUGACUGGCUACGCCCGUAUCGUCAACGGUGAGGAGGCUGUUCCUCACUCCUGGCCCUGGCAGGUGUCUCUGCAGCAAUCCAAUGGCUUCCACUUCUGUGGAGGAUCUCUGAUCAAUGAGAACUGGGUUGUGACUGCUGCCCACUGCAAUGUCAGGACCUACCACCGUGUGGUUGCUGGAGAGCACAACAAGGGCUAUGGCUCCAACGAGGUCGUCCAGGUCCUGAAGCCCGCCAAGGUGUUCACCCAUCCCAAAUGGAACCCCCGCACCAUCAACAACGACAUCAGCCUCAUCAAGCUGUCCACCCCCGCCCGCCUCGGCACCAACGUGUCCCCUGUCUGCCUUGCUGAGUCCUCCGAUGUCUUUGCUCCCGGCAUGACUUGUGUCACCUCUGGAUGGGGUCUGACCCGCUACAACGCUCCCAGCACUCCCAACCUGCUCCAGCAGGCCGCUCUGCCCCUGCUGUCCAACGAGCAGUGCAAGAGGCACUGGGGUAGCAACAUCUCUGACGUGAUGAUCUGCGCUGGUGGAGCUGGAGCCACCUCCUGCAUGGGAGACUCUGGCGGUCCUCUGGUCUGUGAGAAGGACAACGCCUGGACUCUGGUGGGUAUUGUGUCCUGGGGAAGCAGCCGUUGCUCCACUUCCACUCCUGCCGUCUACGCCCGUGUCACCGAGCUCCGUGGCUGGGUUGACCAGAUCCUUGCUGCCAACUAA